Podarcis lilfordi (Lilford's wall lizard) is the source of this 336-nucleotide messenger RNA. The record is from the annotation of a GenBank genome assembly. NCBI's taxonomy places the organism in Eukaryota, Metazoa, Chordata, Lepidosauria, Squamata, Lacertidae.
AUGGCCAAUGCCGUGAUCGCCAAGCGGGAAGGCCCCCAGUUCAUCAGUGAAGCCGCCGUCCGAGGGAACGCAGCCAUUUUGGAUUACUGCCGGACGUCAGUCUCUGCCCUCUCAGGAGCGACCGCUGGGAUCCUGGGCCUGACCGGCCUUCACGGCUUCAUCUUCUACUUCCUGGCCUCCGCCCUCCUCUCCAUCCUCCUGGUGCUGAAAGCCGGGCGGCGGUGGAGCAAGUACUUUAAAUCCCGAAGGCCCCUUUUCACCGGAGGGCUGAUCGGGGGUCUCUUCACAUAUGUCCUCUUCUGGACUUUCCUCUAUGGCAUGGUACAUGUUUACUAG